AUGGAAUUGGAUCUUGAUAGCAGUUCUUCAAUUGAAGUUUCCAGACUUUGUUUCAAGGAUGCACUUCAUUUGGCCGUUGGUUUGAGCAAUGGAUAUAUUCUUCUCUAUGAUAUCCGGUCAUCACAACCUUAUCUUACCAAAACUCAUAAUUUUGGAUUGCCAAUAACUCGUUUAGAAUUUGCCUCAAAUCAAGAGGUUGUUUUGAGUAUGGAUGGACGUGCUUCAAAAAUAUGGAAUGAACACAAUGGACAACCUUUUACAAGUAUAGAACCAGGAUCUGACCUCAAUGAUUUUACUCAUUACCAAAAUUCUGGUUUUUAA
Molecule: messenger RNA, 321 nt
Organism: Meloidogyne enterolobii
Lineage: Eukaryota; Metazoa; Nematoda; Chromadorea; Rhabditida; Meloidogynidae
Source: the annotation of a GenBank genome assembly